Molecule: messenger RNA, 747 nt
Organism: Rangifer tarandus platyrhynchus (Svalbard reindeer)
Lineage: Eukaryota; Metazoa; Chordata; Mammalia; Artiodactyla; Cervidae
Source: the annotation of a GenBank genome assembly
AUGGCAGACCGGAAGCCGCUGAGCGGCCCCAGGACGGAGAUGCAGAUCGUGCCAGGGCUGCGGUUGGCUCCAGUGCGGCCGAAGGACCACAGUCACAGCGAGCCGGUCCCCACCACAGGGGUCUCUGAGCUGACGGAUUUCUGGGGUGUGAGGUCAACACGAAACCGUCUCCCGGCAACCCCUAUCGUGCUCCGGGGCCAGAUGCUGUGCAAUGAGCGGCCUGUGGAGGAGCCCAGCCAGGCCCGGACCCCCGCCUCUCCCCUCCCUCUGCCUUCCAGGGUCCUCCUCACACCUCGUUGCCUCCUGGGCUCAGGGCCAACAGGGAUGCUGGUGGCGUGGCUGCUGAAGGCCUGGGACCGGGCACAGCAGGACUUUGGUUUUUGCUGCAUCAACGAGAAGAGCACGUGCUCUCAGCCUACUUCUCCCGUGGUGCUCCCCACCGUGUCCCGAGACUCCAGGAACGUGGCUCUCCCUGGAGCCUGGUUGGAGCUUGGAAGGGACACCACGUCCCCGGGAGACAGAGGGUGGGCGGGGGCCGAACAGACUCCCGAACUGGCUGGGAAAAGCACCCUGAAGAUCCGGUUGCUUGAGAUCAAAGUCGGGUCAAUAAUUACAAGAACGGAAGCAUGGUUUGUUCCGGCCCCUUCCCUGGGCCUCACCAUCUGCCGCAGACUCACCAGCCGCAGCUCUCAAGCUGGUGGCCACUUCCGGCAGGAGGGAGGAGCCGCAGGGAUGAGCCCACUCUGA